This is a messenger RNA of Panonychus citri (citrus red mite), 2082 nucleotides long. RefSeq lists its product as uncharacterized. Lineage: Eukaryota; Metazoa; Arthropoda; Arachnida; Trombidiformes; Tetranychidae. The record is from RefSeq and is a predicted model, not a curated record. The transcript has 4 exons. Bases 275 to 1564 code for a protein of 429 amino acids.
ACCGUUAAGAGUUAACUUUGAUUAAGUUGAUUAAAAGUAUAAAGCUAAUUAGUGAUUGGGUGGAUAUAAACAAUAGAAAGUGUGAGAAAUUGUCUUAUAACCAUUAAAAUACUCAACAGAAACUUUUCCUUUAUCGUUUAUAGUUUGAUAAUUAAUUGAUUAUCGUAAGUGAGUUAAUCAUAUUCAAAAAAGAAACAGACAAAAGGAACAAGAUAAAAGCUAAAUAAGAACAUCAAUCUUUGUGAUUAUUUGAUUAUCUCUCUAAUCAAACAAGAUGGCGGAAUCACUUUCAUCGGAUGAGAAGAUAAAUAUUGAGACAACAGUUAAACCUUUUGCUUUAUUUUCACUUAAUUUUGAUGAUUACAACAUUGAGAAGCGAAAACAAUCAAGUGGAUUAACCAAAUUAUACCAUAAAGUGAUUAAAACCUUGAUAUUAUCCCUUCUGGUUCGAAGUAUCUUCGUCCUUUGGUACGAAGAUGAUUAUGUUCAAUUACUUCUUGGUUACAGUUAUAAAACUUUUCCGUAUCUCCAUUGGGUUAUCAUAUUUUAUUUGAUCUACACUUACGCUGUCCUUCAUGUUGGAGCUCGAUGCUGUCACACUAAUCUCUAUAAUCUUGAAUUCGUUGAAAUAUUUAAGCUUCUUAAUGGAACCAAAUUACCACAAGAACUUGGAACCAACAUUAAAGUUGUUGAAUCUCUGGCUCGUUACUCUCAUUCCAAAAUGGCUACUUGUCGUUAUGUUAUCGGUGUUCGAACUGUUAUUGGUUCAGUCGUUUUCGCAUCAAUCUAUCUUGAUGAUUCACCUCUCAUGAAACCAGGAACAUUUCAAGAAAUUGAUAUUCAUUCAGUUGCUUGGGCAGUUUUAUUAACCUUUUUCGUAUUCAUUUGCUCGGGUAUCAUUUAUGUGACCAUAAAUCUAUUCGAUAUUCUUGGUUAUUAUUUUCAACUUCGAUUUCAUAAAGUUAAUCAAGAUAUCGAAAGUAUAAUCACUGCUCGAGAAUCACCCGUUUCAAAUGUUAAAGUAAUCGAAUUGAUGAAACAAAUAUUAAUCGAACACGAUUCUUUAUGCUGGAAAUUAGAUCAUUACAAUCGCUAUUGGUGUCUAAUUGUUAUGAUCACUUUUUUCGUACAACCGACAAUCUUUGUCUACACCAUGUACGAAAUUUGCUUCAUGUACCAACCCUGGAGUGCGAUGAUCCUACUCUGGGCUCUUAACCUCGAAUCGGCUUAUAUAUUUACUCGAAUGUUCCUAAUCGGUGUUUCUUUAUCAGACGAAAUUCAUCAUGUUUACUUACGAGCUGUUCGAGCUUCUUUCGCCAAAUAUCCAUUGGAUCUUAGACUUCAGAUUCGAAUAUUUAUCCAAAGGAUAUCCGGAGCCACCAUAGGCUUCUAUUGUUAUGAUUUGUUUGGAUUAAGUCGACAUUCUUUCUACCAUGCAUUGGUUCAUAUGGGACAGAACUUUUUCCUCAUCAUCGAUUUCGUUGUCUCACAAAAACAAGCACGAGAACAAAUCGCCCUCGAAAGAGCCGCUCGAGCCGCCGCUUUGGGCAAUAUGGCCGGUUAGAGCUCGAUUGACCUUCUAGACGACCUUAAAACCACAAUCAUAACGCUGAAUGUACAUUAUAUUUAUUGAGGUUCCUUAAUUAUUACAAAAUUAAUCCAUUAUCCGGAAGAUGAGGAAAAAAAAAAUAUUCAUUGUAAAUAAUUGAUAAAGUUAAUUAUUGAGAAAUCAACUCAACUAUUAUCAUUACAUUAACUGAACCCACAAUCAACCUAAUCCCCUUCCAACAAUUAACUUAAUUAAUAAUCCAUUUUGAUUGACAGCACUUACCUUUUCUAUUGUUAAAGAAAUUUCAUUCAUUAAUCUUAAUUCAUUGGAAAACUAUUACAAACAGACAAUUAACUAAUUGAUUGUUCAAUCUAUUAAAUCAAUCAUAACUUUACUCUUUCUCUCCCAAUGCUAUUAACACACAACAAUCAAUUAAUUGUUGUGUAGCCAUUAUAAUUAUUGUUGUCCAAUCAAAAGAAACUCAAGAUUAAAUCAUAUUAAUAUUAUCAAUUUACUCUCUCAAAGAAUAAUAA